AUGGUCCGAACAUACGCUUUCAAUGCAUCCAGCAGAUCUGAAAUUUUCGAACAGUUCAAACAUACAGCAGCAGCACCUCGAUUUAAUCCAGAAAAUCAUAACAAUUUUCGUUCGCAGGAUACGGUUACAUCUAGUUACACCAAUGAUAACAGGAAAUUCGUCCCCAGUGAGUCCCCAGUUUCUACAACUACCACAAACAGUAUGACGGAUAGUUCUUCUCAUCUCAGCAACCAAGAAAAUAAUAACCAGUACAUGAACAAUGUCUUUCCACCAUUGAAUCAAUCGAACAUCUAUCAAUCUUCUUUUCAUUCCUCAAUCAUUGACCCUCUGAACUCUAUUAUUGCACUUCGACCGUUGUACAUGAAUGGACAGUUGGUAUACAUGCCUGUAGAGCCUCAUAUCAAUAUGAUGAUUAACAAAGAAUUUGGAGGUAUUCGCAACCAAGUACAGCCAGUUGUCCAACAGCCAGUGGUGUUGCCGCAGAUUCAGCCGAAUAUGCCAAUUCUCGCUCAAAACGCUGCUCAGCCAUAUCAAGAGAUGCUCCCACCUCACUCGAUGGUUCGGAGUCAAUCAAGAAAUGACGUUUACCAAAACCGACAGGAUCCCCCCACUCAGGCAAGCCUCAAUCGUCAAUCUGCCAACCAACAAUAUCGUCAAAACACUAUAAAUGCAAAGUAUGGAAGUCUACCGAAUCUUUCACAGAGAACUGGACAAGAACAAUACAAGUUGAGUAGCCAGGAGCAACAUAAAUUGGAGUUGCAACAACAAAUUGAGGAUAAUAAAAGAAGAAAGGCUUUAGAAAAACAGAAGGAAAUUGAGUUGGAGCAGCGGGAAAUUAGAAAUUAUUCGACCUAUUCAGAUGCGAUCUCAAAACCAGAAAAAAGACGUCGUCCGUCAAUUCCCCAACAGCAACAGCAACAACAAUACCGACCUCAACAACGGUAUGAUGACUAUGAUUCGUAUGGAGACAAUGAGGAGCCCAUUCGUCCCGCUCGACAACAAAAUAUGCGUAAUUCGAACUCGUUCUCUGAGUACUCCGAACAGCGACCAUCAUCUCGGUUGAUUAGAAAUCAACCAAGAUAUGAACAACAAUAUAAUGUGGCGAGGGAACAAAGACCUGAUUCUACACAACCAAGAGAAGUGGAAUGGUGGGAGAAGAAGCAGCAGAACAAGAUUGCCGAAAGACAAAGUGCUGUAAUCCCAACUCUACGUGGUAAGCCUCCCGCAGUGCCGGAUAGUCAAAGAAGUGGAUAUGAUUCUUCUGGGUAUGUGGGUGAGCAUCAAAGUCGUCCUAGCUCACGUACCUCACGUACGACAUCAAGCACUCAAAGAUCAUCAGAUGUCCAUUCAGAGGAACCUAUUUCUAGAAAUCCAUCAGGAAGACGAAGAGCACCGACUGCUUUCACCGUUGAUGCUUAA
Molecule: messenger RNA, 1419 nt
Organism: Caenorhabditis remanei
Lineage: Eukaryota; Metazoa; Nematoda; Chromadorea; Rhabditida; Rhabditidae
Exons: 9
Coding region: 1-1419 (472 amino acids)
Source: RefSeq, a predicted model, not a curated record